Aedes albopictus (Asian tiger mosquito) is the source of this 513-nucleotide messenger RNA. RefSeq lists its product as uncharacterized. The coding region runs from base 1 to 513 and encodes 170 amino acids. The transcript has a single exon. NCBI's taxonomy places the organism in Eukaryota, Metazoa, Arthropoda, Insecta, Diptera, Culicidae. The record is from RefSeq and is a predicted model, not a curated record.
AUGCGACGAGUUCCCGUAGCUCUGGAGGAAGCGGUCAACAGUAAGUUGAAGGAACUAAUGGCAAGGGAUAUCAUAGAGGAAAAGAAGGGCCCGGUAACUUGGGUAUCGCCUUUGGUGGUGGUCGGAAAGGCAAACGGAGAACCUCGGAUCUGCCUCGACCUGAGGAGGGUUAAUGAAGCUGUGUUAAGAGAAAGACACCCGAUGCCGGUAAUCGAUGACUUUUUGGCCAGAAUCGGACCAAAUAUGGUCCGCAGUAAGCUAGAUGUCAAAGACUCCUUCUUGCAACUUGAGCUGGAUGAAGAGUCAAGAGACGCGAUGGUGUUCCUCACAGCACGAGGACUAUACCGAUUCAAACGUAUGCCAUUUGGGUUGGUAUCGGCGCCAGAAGUUUUUCAGAAAACAAUGGACACGAUACUAGCAGGAUGCGAGGGUACAUGGUGGUACAUCGACGAUGUGUACAUCGAAGGAAAGGACAAACAAGAACAUGAUGAACGAGUGGCCAAGGUAGAGUAG